Molecule: messenger RNA, 1704 nt
Organism: Ananas comosus (pineapple)
Lineage: Eukaryota; Viridiplantae; Streptophyta; Magnoliopsida; Poales; Bromeliaceae
Exons: 4
Coding region: 220-1530 (436 amino acids)
Biological process (GO): ceramide biosynthetic process
Cellular component (GO): Golgi membrane; endoplasmic reticulum membrane
Molecular function (GO): ceramide cholinephosphotransferase activity; sphingomyelin synthase activity
Source: RefSeq, a predicted model, not a curated record
UAUUAUUUUUAUUUCGAGAUCGAAGUCGAUCAACGCCAUUUUCGCACUCCCUUCUCCACUCUGUUCACAUUUAUUAAAAAAAAAAAAAAGCUUCAUCUUCGAAGAGGGAGGAGGAGGCGACGCUCUUCUUCGUCCUCUUCGUCUUCAAACCCUAAUCGAGAUGAGGUAGCUCUAACAAAUCCAACAAAUCCAAACCCUUAGCCCUCCAUUUCGAAUCCCAUGGCGAAGUCGAAGGGCUUGAAGCUCCCGAAGCCCCCCAAGCUCUUCGCCAAUGUGGGGGGCUUGGGGCUCGCGGCGAUCGCGUACGUGUGCGUCGACUACCUCCGCUACGCGUCCCCGUCGUGGCACGCGCGGCUCCAACCCGCGCUCUGGGCCGCGCUCGCCCUAGCCGCGGCGGCGCGCGCGCCCUUCUACCGCCACUGGGCCCUGGAGCUCCGCGCCGCCGCGCCCUUCCUCGCUGCCAUGGUCUUCAUGCUCCUCGCCUUCCUCUGCGAGGCCCUCUCCGUCCGAUUCGUCACCGCCGUGCUCGGCCUCGAUUGGCACAACUCGACUGAUCCCCUUCCGGACACCGGCCAGUGGCUGCUUUUAGCACUGAACGAGAAGCUUCCUCCGAUCAUCAUAGAGAUCCUCAGAGCUCACAUAAUCACGCUUCAUCACUACUUAAUGUUAUUUAUUAUGUUGGGAUUUUCUGUGCUUUUCGGCUCUGUUAAAGCCCCUGGUCUUGGGCUAGCCGCGAGAUACAUGUUCACGAUGGCUGUAGGCCGUCUCCUUCGCGCUAUUACAUUCGUCUCUACAAUCCUUCCUUCACUGCGGCCUUGGUGCGCUACCGCUCGGUUUCGAGUUCCUCAGCAUCCUCAUCCUUGGGCGCAGAAGUAUUACAUGCCUUAUGCUUCGGAUUCUAAUGCAAUUCACAAGCUAAUACAAACAGAUACACAUUAUGCAUCUGUUCAAGAAUAUCCAGAUGAGUAUAGACCAGAUUGGGGAAAGAUGAGCUUCCUAGUCGAUGUUUUGAGACCAACUGUCGGCGAGGGAUCUUCGUGGCUCCGCUUGUUGAAAAAAGCUAGUGGUGGUUGUAACGACCUAAUGUACAGUGGCCACAUGCUUGUUGCGGUGCUAACUGCUAUGGCAUGGACGGAAGCAUACGGAGGCUGGACUUCGGCUUUGAUAUGGGUUCUCGUCCUCCACAGCGCACAAAGAGAGGUUCGCGAGCGCCACCAUUACAGCGUCGACUGUGUAGUGGCGAUCUACGUCGGCAUAUUAUUAUGGAGGAUGACCGGCUUUAUUUGGUCGGCCAGGGACUCUUCCAAAGCCAAAAGGCUAGCCAAGCUCGACGAGGUUCGGACCCGAUUAGCUCGAGCUGCAAAGGAUUCGGAUGUCGAAGAGAUACGACGCCUCUUAGAAGAGGUCGAAUCGACCGGCCAAGAAAGGGAGAGCUUCUCGCAAAGGGCGAUCUUGGCGUUCGCGGCAAUAGUGAUUGUUUUUACGCUAACUUGUGUCGUCCUCGCGUUUACGCUGACGAGCGACGGGUGAUUUCUUGCAAGAACUAAAAAAAAUGUUUCUGUUGUAUUUGAAAUGUAAUUCGCACUCGGGAAUAUUCUUGGCGAUGUUGCGGAGAUCUUUAGUUUCACACAAUCAGGGUGAUUAUGUUUUAUGUUCUAGCAGGCAAAUUUAUGUUUCAUCAAAUGUCUUAUUUUUAUUUUGCCA